AUGGCUGCCAGCAGCAGUAACCCAUCACGCGGACGGAAUCAUAACCCCAAGCCUAUAUCGCAUUUCUUGAAUACUUUCAGGUCUUUCAUUGAUGAUUACGAGCAAUGUUUCUCUGAUCAACCCCCCAGCCUCAUGCCCUCCCCCGAUGCUAUUCCUGACACGAUACCAGAUACCCAGGUAGUUCCGGAGAGCCCGCCUCUCACCCAAGUUGAUGAUCUCCCAGGUACCUCUGCUGCCCUCUUUGACGAUUCUUAGUUCGCAGGUGCAGGCACAAGCUCUCAGACAGGACCAGCGGCUUUGCAAACUAGGUCUCGGGCUCGCUCGGUGACAAACUGACCUUAAGAACCGCAUCAGGUCGCCUGCGCGGAGGUUGCCGGCCCAUAUCAAUAACCCGGUUGCGUCCAGUUCUUCUAGUUCUUUGCAGAAUAAGCAGCCCAGGGUCCAGCUUCCAGAAUCGGGCACCUCGUCAGCCGGUGAAGAGGAACAGCAGCAGCUCGUGGAGGAGCGUCAGACAGUGGAGGGGGACAAACCAUCAGGCAAAAGACGCACCAAGAAGAAGCACGUGUGCAAAAAGAUCAAGUCGAAAGCGGGCGACACGGAUGAUGAGUCAGGUAGUUCUUCUGAAUAUGACAGCGAUGCCUCUCUUGGCUCUUACUGGGGAAAUUGGGAGGAUAUUUCGGGUCUCCCCGAUUGGGCGUUGUCUAGGAGGGCCAAUUCCCACCGCAAAAAAUUCAGGGGAACCCAGGAAUGGAAAGAUAAGGCCCUAGUGCAAGAUUUAACAACCUCCAUGUACACCACAUCAGAAGUUAUCCCGGGUGACCACUUCUCCCCCAAGAUGAGGGCUAAGAUUUUGAAUGGCGAAUUUGUUGACAUGUUCCAGUUGGUCCCACCUGCAGAGGAAUUAGGAAGGGGGGAAAAGAGGCCUUCUUAUAAUAAAUGCAAAAGCAAGUACCCCACAGUAUCAAGGACUUUUGAAAACUGGUUAGACGGUUUUCAAGCGUACAUGGGUACAAUUGUUGCUGCUUAUCCCAAGAGAGCGGUUCACCUUGUGGCCUACUUAUCCCACAUUAGAACGGCCUACGCUCUUUCCGGGGAGGCCGCCGCUAUUAGCUAUGAUAAGACGUUCCGCAGAAAGGCUUCCAGGAUCCCUUUGGCACGCUGGGAUCAGAUUGAAAAUGGCAUCUGGUCAGUGGCGGUUGACCCGUAUGUCGAGAUGAAGCCAUCAGAGGCGUAUCGCAUUGGAAAGCUGGACCUAAGAAAGGAUUUAAAAUGUAAGGUGUGCUGGAAAUUUAAUAAAGGGCAAUGCCAAAGGCAGUCUUGUAAGUACCCGCACGAGUGUGAGAGAUUUGCAGGGGCUCACCCAGCCGCAGCAUUUUACAAAGGGAAGCAACCCUUUCGGGGAGGUCAGGGGUUCCACCACUCUAGUUCCAGAGGAGCCCCUGCAGCAGGGAACCAUCAAUAA
Podarcis lilfordi (Lilford's wall lizard) is the source of this 1462-nucleotide messenger RNA. Lineage: Eukaryota; Metazoa; Chordata; Lepidosauria; Squamata; Lacertidae. The record is from the annotation of a GenBank genome assembly.